GCAAGACCGUCUCAAAAAAAAAAAAACCAGCAACUUGUGUUACCAUGUUAAACUCAUUUAAUCUUUACAGUGAUGUAUGAGGUGCAUACUGUUAUUACCCCUAUCUUGAUGAUAGGGACAGAGAGGCUAAGUAGUAUGCCUGAGAUCACACAGCUACUGCAAGAGGCUCUCAGGAUUUGCAUCCACCUGGUCCAUCUGGCUCCAGCAUCUAUAUGCUUUUUUUUUGUUGGUUUGUUUUUGAGACGGAGUUUUGCUCUUGUUGCCCAGGCUGGAGUGCAGUGGCACAAUUUCGGCUCACCACAACCUCCGCCUCCCGGGUUCAAGCGAUUCUCCUGCCUCAGCCUCCUGAGUAGCUGGGAUUACAGGCACCCACCACCACGCCGGGCUAAUUUUGUAUUUUUGGUAGAGACAGGGUUUCUCCAUGUUGGUCAGGCUGGUCUCGAACUCCCCACCUCAGGUGAUCCGCCUGCCUUGGCCUCCCAAAGUGCUGGGAUUACAGGCGUGAGCCACCAUGCCUGGCCAGCAUCUAUAUACUAAACCCUACCCGCAACUGCCUCUGUCUUGGGGUCAGGGUUCUUGAACGGUCUGGGCCAGCCUGAGUUAGGAGUGGGAAGAGGAAGAGGAGGCAUGCGCCCAAGUGUUCUUCCCGCCUGACCGAGUUCUCCAGCGCCUGUGAGGAAGGUGGGCACUGCUGUCACCCUGUUUCCCAGGAAGCCAGCAGGCCCAGGGAGAUACUGGGAUUUGUCAAAGGCUCACAGCGAGCAAGCAGCAGUGGGUGCUGGCCCCUCGACACCCAGCCUGGCACACACUGUCUCUGAGCAGACCUGGGAGAGGGCAUGUGAAACCCACCUGGCCAUGGCUGGAAGAGAAGUGGGGGAGUGGAAAUGAAAAGUGGGGACCAGGAGGAGCUGCCCAUGUGCCCCUCCACAGUUCCAGGAUGGCGCUUUCAUGCUGGGAGUGAGCUUGCCCUGUACCAGGCUGACAUCGAGGCAUUUUCCAUUCAACAACUGUUUCUCAGACAAGGUGCAGGCAGGUUAGCUCUCCCAGACCACUCAAGUAGUAAGGAAAUAGAUUUAAACCCUGACAGUUUGGCUCCGCGGCUGAGGCCCAGAGAGGGGUAGUGACAAUCCCAGGGUCACACAGCCACAGUCCCAGAGCUAGGAACUGCUGGCUAGGGCAAGCAGAGAGCUGACUCCUAGCCAACUGGGGGUGGAGCAGAGGUGGAGCCAGGGAGACCCAGGUGGCCUCUCUGAGAGCGGAGCACAGGCGGCAGAGUGGCCCGGGGCAGCAUGAAGUGGAGCUGGGGCCCAGUGCUGCUCUUCGCGGGUGCCACGGUCCUCAUGGAGGGUCUUCAAGCCGCUCAGCGUGCCUGUGGACAGCGUGGCCCCGGUCCCCCCAAGCCUCAGGAGGGCAACACAGUCCCCGGCGAGUGGCCUUGGCAGGCCAGUGUGAGGAGGCAGGGAGCCCACAUCUGCAGCGGCUCCCUGGUGGCGGACACCUGGGUCCUCACCGCUGCCCACUGCUUUGAAAAGGCAGCAGCGAUAGAACUGAACUCCUGGUCAGUGGUCCUGGGUUCUCUGCAGCGUGAGGGACUCAGCCCUGGGGCCGAAGAGGUGGGGGUGGCUGCCCUGCAGUUGCCCAGGGCCUAUAACCACUAUAGCCAGGGCUCAGACCUGGCCCUGCUGCAGCUCACCCACCCCGUGACCCACACACCCCUCUGCCUGCCCCAGCCUGCCCAUCGCUUCCCCUUUGGAGCCUCCUGCUGGGCCACUGGCUGGGAUCAGGACACCGGUGAUGGUAAGUGCCGGCCCAGACUGAAGCUCGGAGAGGCACUCUGCUUGCCCAAUGUCACCGUCUCAGCUCCCAACUGUCCUGGCUUCCAGUCUCCCUUGCUUCUCAGAUCCCAGACUCCAGCCCCAGCCUCGUCUCUUUCAUUAGCUCCUGAGACCCUACGGAAUCUGCGCCUGCGUCUCAUCAGUCGCCCCACAUGUAACUGCAUCUACAACCAGCUGCACCAGCGACACCUAUCCAACCCGGCCCGGCCUGGGAUGCUAUGUGGGGGCCCCCAGCCUGGGGUGCAGGGGCCCUGUCAGGGAGAUUCCGGGGGCCCUGUGCUGUGCCUCGAGCCCGAUGGACACUGGGUUCAGGCUGGCAUCAUCAGCUUUGCAUCAAGCUGUGCCCAGGAGGACGCUCCUGUGCUGCUGACCAACAUAGCUGCUCACAGUUCCUGGUUGCAGGCUCGAGUUCAGGGGGCGGCUUUCCUGGCCCAGAGCCCAGAGACCCCAGAGAUGAGUGAUGAGGACAGCUGUGUAGCCUGUGGAUCCUUGAGGACAGCAGGUCCCCAGGCAGGAGCACCCUCCCCAUGGCCCUGGGAUGCCAGACUGAUGCACCAGGGGCAGCUGGCCUGUGGCGGAGCCCUGGUGUCAGAGGAGGCGGUGCUGACUGCUGCCCACUGCUUCAUCGGGCGCCAGGCCCCAGAGGAAUGGAGCGUAGGGCUGGGGACCAGACCGGAGGAGUGGGGCCUGAAGCAGCUCAUCCUGCAUGGGGCCUACACCCACCCCGAGGGGGGCUACGACGUGGCCCUCCUGCUGCUGGCCCAGCCUGUGACACUGGGCGCCAGCCUGCGGCCCCUCUGCCUGCCCUAUGCUGACCACCACCUGCCUGACGGGGAGCGCGGCUGGGUCCUGGGACGGGCCCGCCCAGGAGCAGGCAUCAGCUCCCCCCAGACAGUGCCUGUGACCCUCCUGGGGCCUAGGGCCUGCAGCCGGCUGCAUACAGCUCCUGGGGCUGACGGCAGCACUAUUCUGCCGGGGAUGGUGUGUACCAGUGCUGUGGGUGAGCUGCCCAGCUGUGAGGGCCUGUCUGGGGCACCACUGGUGCAUGAGGUGAGGGGCACGUGGUUCCUGGCCGGGCUGCACAGCUUCGGAGAUGCUUGCCAAGGCCCCGCCAGGCCGGCGGUCUUCACCGCGCUCCCUGCCUAUGAGGACUGGGUCAGCAGUUUGGACUGGCAAGUCUACUUCGCCGAGGAGCCAGAGCCCGAGGCCGAGCCUGGAAGCUGCCUGGCCAACAUGAGUAUGUGGCCCUGGGACCUCCUGCCAAACCCUGCCUCUCCAGGACCCUUCUCUCUCCAGUGAGGGGGCCAACCAGCCAGCUGCUGACAGGGGACCUGGCCGUUCUCAGGACAAGAGAAUGCAGACAGGCAAACAGCAUUACUGCCCCUGCCCUCCCACCUUGCCAUGUGUGAUUCCAGGCCCCAGGGCAGGCCCAGGAGCCCAGCAGCUGUGGGAAGGAACCUGCCUGGGGCCACAGGUGCCCACUCCCCACCCUGCAGGACAGCGGUGUCUGUGGACACUCCCACGCCCAGCUCUGCUCCCACACAGGCGUCCCAGCUUUCCUCCUCCUUUACCCUUUCAGAUACAAUCACAUCAGCCAUGUGUUUUGAAAAUUUCUUUUUUGGGGGGGCAGCAGUUUUCCUUUUUUUAAACUUAAAUAAAUUGUUACAAAAUAGA
Chlorocebus sabaeus (green monkey) is the source of this 3509-nucleotide messenger RNA. Lineage: Eukaryota; Metazoa; Chordata; Mammalia; Primates; Cercopithecidae. The record is from RefSeq and is a predicted model, not a curated record.